CGACGGGAAGUCGGACGAACCGAGCGACGGUGGCGGGAUUUUGGAAGGCGACGGGGCGGGAUAAGGUUAUAUACACCAGCUGCAAGAGAAUUGGGAUGAGGAAGACGUUAGUGUUUUACAAAGGCCGGGCUCCUCAUGGCCAAAAGUCUGAUUGGAUCAUGCAUGAAUAUAGGUUGGACGAAACUUCACCCUCUUCCGUCGGCUCAAGUUUGGCAGGAGAAGUGAGUGGUACACAAGAAGAGUGUUGGGUAGUGUGCCGAGUUUUCAAGAAGAAGAGCUAUCACAAGGCUCUUGAUCGUGUCCCUCAUAAUAGUGGUGAUCUUGCCCAAAGCCAUCUUGGAAACGACGGCGUUCUCGAUCAAAUUCUCACGUACAUGGGAAGGGUCUCUUCUAAACAACAGGUAGAUACCGGAUCGAAUAAUAGUAAAAAAAUUGACACUACUGACAGUGUUGUGCAAUUCAUGCACCUUCCAGGACUUGAAACCGAACCGGACAUGGAUACCAUCACUUCCAAUAAACAUCUCCACCACCAUCAUCUUCCCAGAACUAAUAACUCAACAUUCUACAACCAAGCAUUUGAAGAAGACAUUUUGAGCCAAACCAAACCAGUUGGUGGUGGUGUGAAAACUGCAGUGGGUUCGACCAAUUGGGUUGUAAUGGACCGCCUGGUUGCUUCUCAGCUCAACGGCCAAGAUGAUAACCUAUAUUUUCCCAUUGUGGAUCAUUCUACGCCCAAUGAUCAUUGCCAUGUUUCUAAUCAUCCCAACAGUAAUGAGGUUGAGUUCUGGAGCUACCCGAGCUCAUAUGGGUCACCAUCUGAUCCAUUAUCUCAAUUGUCUGUAUAGUGCCUGCCUGCGUGUCUGCUCGCGUUGCGUCCUACAACAAACUAAGACUGUACUCCAUUUACUUAUCCUGGUGUUACCAUCGAUCGAACACAACAUCAUAAUUAAAACGUGUGUAUAACUUUCUUUGUCCAACCAAUAUGAUUGUGAGUGUCAUAUAAAGAAUACAAAUCAUACAUCAACCAGUUCACAAAUAUAUUCAACUAUAGGUAGGGGUCUCAAUGAAUUAUGUAUCUUUGU
This is a messenger RNA of Cuscuta campestris, 1082 nucleotides long. The record is from the annotation of a GenBank genome assembly. NCBI's taxonomy places the organism in Eukaryota, Viridiplantae, Streptophyta, Magnoliopsida, Solanales, Convolvulaceae.